GCACGUGUAUAACACCGUAUACAUGUUGGCGAAAGGGCGUUUCCCUAGAACACAAACACGUUCCUCAAACACCUCGAACUUAGAUCCUCAUUGUACCCUUCCAUGUUUUUAGUUUGUGAUUACAAUAAUAAAUAAUUCUCUAAUUUCGCCGUUUUCUUAGAAAUUAUCGUCAUUUUCAUUUUACUCUUAACAACGCAACUUUUUUCCCUAUUCCCUUCCCUAGAUGUUGUUUUUUCAUCCCUAUAAUAUUUCAUCUUCUAAAUUCUUCUAUUUUUAUGAUUCUUCUACAACCCUUUUGACCAAAAAGAAGAUCUUUCUUCUACCCAUUUGAACAUUCAUUCUUAAUUUCGUUUCAAAAAUAUAUUUUGUUGUUAUUUUUGCCUUUUUCUUGAUUCUUGAUUGAGUCACCGAGGUUGAAAAAUGAAUAAGAAUGAAAAUGAAGAAGCUGUGUUUGAAAUUGGGGUGGUGAUUCCAAGAAGGGUCAUUCAAGAAAUAGAUGAAUCCUCUGACUGUGCCUGUGUUCUUAUAAAGGAAUUCAAGAAGGUUGGGUUUGUAGUUGAGAGAGUAGUUGGCAUUGCAGAUGAGUUCAUUAAGUUGGCUGCACCUUUGGAGACAUUAGGGAGAGCUGCAGCUGAACUACAAAUCAAGAAAAGGACUCAUAUAGGUAUGGAUUUACAUUUUGAGGUGGAGGAGGUUGAAGCUUUUGUGAAACAACCUGAUGGUUCUGUUUUCAGUUGGUGCGAGCGGUUUCAUUGCUAUUGUCACUUGAUAUAUGGAAUUGUAAACAACAGCAAAUCAGCUAUAACCCUUAAAUUUGAUGGAAAAGAAAUCUAUUGGGAAACUGGGGAGAAUCUCAUUCAGAAAUUGGAAUCUGAGAACAUUGUCAAGCAAGUCUUUCCUUUGCAUGAUGAAAAGACGAGAAAGAAACUUCUCAGGACUUGGGCUCUUCAUUGGUGGGACUUCACAAGUCAGCCGAUCGAUGAGAUUUAUUCAUAUUAUGGGGCAAAGAUUGCAAUCUAUUUUGCUUUUCUUGGAAUGUACACACGGUGGCUGCUCUUCCUCGCUGCAUUUGGUCUUACAUUGCAAUUGAUUGAUUUUAGGUCAAUGAAGUUAGUAGUGCUUCCUGUUUUCUUCGUCGUGGUGAUAGUCUGGGCCGUAAUGUUUUGUCAAUUCUGGAAACGUAAAAAUUCAGCACUUUUAGCCAGAUGGCCUAUUAGCUCUGCAGUCACAGCUGAUCCAGGAUACAAGAUUCCAGGCACAAAGGGCAGUUCCCUACAGCCUCCGUUGGAACUCCUUAAAUUAUUUGAGACUGAUAGAGCAAAAGGAAAGGAAGUAUUCCAGAGAUAUGAGUGGUUAGGGCGUUUUAUGCGAUUCAGAAAUGAUGCCAUCAUCAUCUUCAGCAUAAUCUGUCUCCAAUUACCAUUUGAAUUGGCAUACGCACAUCUUUAUGAAGUCAUUGGUUCCGACGUAAUUAAGUUUGGGCUCACUGCUGUUUAUCUUUUCGCCAUUCAGUAUAUUACUAAGAUUGGAGGCCAGGUAUCUGUCAAACUUAUCAAAUAUGAAAACAAUGAAAACACAGAAAAACGGGCUGAUAGCUUGGUCUACAAGGUAUUCGGUCUGUAUUUUAUGCAGACAUACAUUGGGAUUUUUUAUCAUGCCUUGUUGCACCGUAACUUUGCAACUCUUCGUAAAGUGCUGAUUCAACGACUCCUUCUGUCUGAGGUGUUGGAAAACAUGGUGGAAAAUUCAUUGCCUUAUCUCAAAUACAGCUACAAAAAGUACAGUGUUCGACACAAGAAAAAGAAAGAGAAAGGAGAAUCAACAGAUAAAAUUCAGUUUAGUUCUAGAGUAGAGAAAGAAUACCUCAAGCCUUCUUACUCUGCCAGCAUUGGCGACGAGCUUGAAGAUGGGUUAUUUGACGAUUUCUUAGAGUUGGCAUUGCAGUUUGGAAUGAUUUUGAUGUUUGCUUGCGCAUUCCCACCUGCAUUUGCUUUUGCCGCUGUGAACAACAUUAUGGAAAUCAGGACCGAUGCACUGAAGCUGCUAGCAAUUUUGAGACGGCCUGUUCCUCGAGCCGCAGCAACAGUAGGAGCCUGGCUUAACAUUUUUCAGUUUCUCAUAUUGAUGUCAAUUUGCACCAACUGUGCUCUUUUGGCAUGGCUAUAUGACGAGGAAGGAAAAUGGAAAGUAGAACCUGGACUUGCAGCUAUCUUAAUCAUGGAACAUGUCCUUUUGGUGAUUAAGUUUGGUUUCUCUCGCUUGGUUCCUGAGGAACCUGCUUGGGUAAGGGCGCACCGUGCGAAACACACUACACAGGCACAAGAUUUGUGUUCUAAGAAGCUUCUAAGGACAAUUUCUGGAGGAGAAAGGAAUUUUGGAGAAAUGAAGAAGAAAUUGUAGUUUUAGUCUUUUUUUUGUUUUGUCACUCCAGCUUGAGAGAAAGAAAGCUUAAGCUGGAUUGUUAUUUUUGUUUUGUCACUCCAGCUUGAGAGAAAGAAAGCUUAAGCUGGAUUGUUAUUUUUGUUAUCUAUAUUUUCCUAUGGCUGAUAUGUAUAUUCAAAAAGGUAUUUUGUAGUAAUUGUGAAUAUAGAAGUUACUAAAGCUUUUCAAAGUGUCAGUGAAACAAGGCUUGUGUCUAUUUUUAGGAGUAUUUUUGCACUUGGAGAUUUUUCUUGUGGUUCAUUUUUGUAAAUUAUAAUUUUUUUUGUUUAUAUAUUUUGAAAAGAGAGAUCUAUAUGCUUUGGUUAAA
Molecule: messenger RNA, 2749 nt
Organism: Cicer arietinum (chickpea)
Lineage: Eukaryota; Viridiplantae; Streptophyta; Magnoliopsida; Fabales; Fabaceae
Product: anoctamin-like protein At1g73020
Biological process (GO): chloride transmembrane transport
Molecular function (GO): chloride channel activity
Source: RefSeq, a predicted model, not a curated record